Emiliania huxleyi CCMP1516 is the source of this 825-nucleotide messenger RNA. RefSeq lists its product as hypothetical. Bases 1 to 825 code for a protein of 274 amino acids. The record is from RefSeq and is a predicted model, not a curated record. Gene Ontology annotation, molecular function: DNA-binding transcription factor activity; DNA binding. Gene Ontology annotation, biological process: regulation of DNA-templated transcription. Lineage: Eukaryota; Haptophyta; Isochrysidales; Noelaerhabdaceae. The transcript has 5 exons.
AUGGCGUCGUCGGAGCUCCUCUCGUGGGAGAGCCUCGUUCGCGCGGGCCGCCUCUCGCGUGCCCUCGACAAGGAGGACCCCGUGAACGCGCCCGCACUGCGCAAGCUACGGAUAAGCGGCCUCUUGCCGGCGGCGGAACCGUACACGCUGCGCAUCUGGAUGCCGUGCUCCUGCGGCGGCUGCGUGGUACCGCUUAAGAUAAAGGCCGGCUGUCCCCGCACCACAUGCGUCCUCGUCUGGAAUGAGGAUACCAAGAGGUGCAAGCUCGAUCUGAGCGGGCUCGCACCCACAGCAGCUGACGCGCCGGCGCCAGCAGCAGCCGCGGCUGUGCCUGGCGGCACGCAGCCCCCACCUACGUGCAACGCCACGGAGGAGGGUGCCGCUCCGUCAUUGGCAGCAUUCGCCGCGCAACACAGUGUGGGCGGGAGGGAGGUCUACUUGGGCACCUUCGACACGGAGGUGGAGGCGGCGGUGGCCUAUGCGCGGGCGGUCGGCGAGCCCACGGCAGUGGUGGCGGAGGCGGAGGGCCUGCGCUUGCACCUCUCCAGCAACAGCACCGGAUACAAGGGCGUGUUCAAGCACCACGAUGGGCGGCGCUUCCGUUUGCAGCGUUUCGUGGGCGGAAAGGCGAUUGGCUGCGGCACUUUCGACACGGCUGUGGAGGCAGCGUGGCGGUGGACAUGCUCCCAUGAUGCCGACGCGGCGCCGGAGUGGCCGGCGCUGCUCGCCGCGACCACGACGGCUACUCUGAUACUCCGGGCCGACCCGUCCUACCCGACGGUGGCACUCUUCCACGUCUCGCUCACGCUGAGAAAAAUUCUAUGA